AUGGACGGCAUCGAUCAUGCUCCUGACCCUGCCCCGGUCGGCAGCAGCCCGCCGCCGGACUGGACGCUCUCCCACGUCGGCGCGUCGGGCAUCACGGCCGCCGGCAUCGUCUUCCUGUUCCUCUACCUAACCGGCCGCUUCCUCUGGCUGUACAACAAGGAGGCCGCCGCGAGCGCCGCGGCCGCAUCCCCCUCAUCGUCCCCGGCAGCGGCUCCGUCGACACUGCCGAUCUCGCGGGGCGUGCCGCUGUCGCUGCUCCCGGUGUUCGUUCCCGUGGCGUCAGCCGGCGCGGAGAGGGCGGAGUGCGCGGUGUGCCUGGCGGAGUUCGGGGAGCGGGAGGCCGGGCGGCUGCUGCCGCGGUGCGGGCACGGGUUCCACGAGGAGUGCAUCGCGACGUGGCUCCGGGUCAACACGACGUGUCCGCUCUGCCGUGCCCCCGUGGCUACCAAGUAA
Molecule: messenger RNA, 453 nt
Organism: Phragmites australis (common reed)
Lineage: Eukaryota; Viridiplantae; Streptophyta; Magnoliopsida; Poales; Poaceae
Product: RING-H2 finger protein ATL64-like
Exons: 1
Coding region: 1-453 (150 amino acids)
Biological process (GO): protein ubiquitination
Source: RefSeq, a predicted model, not a curated record